AUGACCGCGCUGAAGGGCGAGAUGCCCCCGCCCGAUUGCAACCGCACCCUCGGCGCCCCUAUAGGCGAGGGCCAAGAGGUGCCUGGGCGCGGCAAAACGAGAGCUUGCGCGGGCGACCUGGAGAUGGUCGUGCGAGACCUUCGCCACCUUCGUUCUGUGCGCGCUGUCUUUAAGGAGGCGGGAGACAUCGCCUGCCUCGUUUCGAAGGCCGCGAAGUGCAUCCUGAUAUUCUUGGGCCAGCAGUUUAACGAGUUUCUGAAGUUGAAGUACUUCCGCUGGCGUCCGCUGAACAUGCCCGAAUGGUCGACGUUCCAGAGUCAGGACAAAGCUAAAUACCUUGGGAUGUGGUUGGGUCCUGGGGUGCUCGGGAACGAGUGGUUUGCGCCGCGACGGAAGUACUUCCACAGAUGCCGCGAGCUCACAGCGGCUGGUAUGGCCGCGGAAUAUGCCGACUGGAUGCGAGCUUCCGAGCGGGAUGGCCCUGCUCUGACCAGCAUGGUGGCACUCAGCCUCGCCAGCCUCGUGCGAGCCGCGCUGUUCACGCUCAGCGCGUGGCGUGAGGCCCUCGAGGACUUGAGGGGGAAUGCCGGGACUCACCUCCCUUUCGUCUCCGUGUUCGCUGGCGCCUUUCCGUCGAGCCUCUGGAAACAGCCACCGCUUGCCCUGAUCCUGGAAGACGCGAGUCUCGGUUUCCCUGCCCAUCCUAAGUUGUACUCUGCAGGACUUACCGCCCUCAGGAGUCUUGAGCAGGAUAGGAAUGAUAACCCGACCCUCUCGACCAAGCAGCUGCACCCGCAGAAGAUGAUACACCGUGCGAUCCGUGACCAUCUGUACCCUGAGAGGCUCAAUUUGACGCUCUCCCAGAGGCUCCUCGCAGCCAUGUCGUCUCCAUCUCAGCCUAUCGUCAGUCCCGAAGCGGCCAUGGCGCAGUUCCGCUUAGUUCGCUUUCGGGUCAG
This is a messenger RNA of Prorocentrum cordatum, 956 nucleotides long. The record is from the annotation of a GenBank genome assembly. NCBI's taxonomy places the organism in Eukaryota, Dinophyceae, Prorocentrales, Prorocentraceae.